Molecule: messenger RNA, 2529 nt
Organism: Dissoconium aciculare CBS 342.82
Lineage: Eukaryota; Fungi; Ascomycota; Dothideomycetes; Mycosphaerellales; Dissoconiaceae
Exons: 2
Coding region: 1-2184 (727 amino acids)
Biological process (GO): fatty acid elongation, saturated fatty acid; very long-chain fatty acid biosynthetic process; fatty acid elongation, polyunsaturated fatty acid
Cellular component (GO): endoplasmic reticulum membrane
Molecular function (GO): fatty acid elongase activity
Source: RefSeq, a predicted model, not a curated record
AUGGCCGGUCCUCAAAUCUACCUCAGCUUGCCCAAGCUCGGUUUCAUUCCCGACGCUCGUCCUCUUCCUCCACCACCGGUCGGAGAUGCUACCCUACGCGCCCCGUUCACCAUUCCCUCCACCAUCUACCAUGCCGUCCUCCGACCGGAGGUCCCCGUGGCUGUCGCAAGCAUCUACAUCGUCUCCGUCUUGGUCCUCAACGCCAUCAACGCCCAGCGGAAAGAGAAGAACAAUGGCAAACCGAAGCCGUGGUGGAUCGCGAGGCAGCCGUGGUUCGAUGCCCUCGUCGUCGCACAUAACGCAGGGCUCAUCGUCUACUCCGGCUUGACCUUCCUGGCCAUGUUGCGCGCAGCGAUCCAGACCUGGCCGGGCUACAACACCGACACCGGCGCCGCCGGACUCGCUGAUGCGUUCUGCAAGAUGAACGGUCCACGUGGAUUCGGCGAUGCUGCUGCGUACAACACAACCUUGAACAUCUGGGAGAUCAAGAAUUCAUUGCUGCACUUGGACUACAACGGCAACCCGGACCCGACCGACGUGGGUCGUCUCUGGAACGAAGGUCUCGCCUUCUGGGGUUGGUUCUUCUACGUCAGCAAGUUCUAUGAGAUCGUCGACACUCUGGUCAUCGUCGCCAAGGGCAAACGCAGCCCGACCCUGCAGACCUACCACCACAGUGGAGCCAUGUUGUGCAUGUGGGCUGGUAUUCGCUACAUGAGCCCACCGAUCUGGAUGUUCGUGUUUGUCAACUCAUUCAUUCACACGCUCAUGUACACGUAUUUCACGCUGUCCGCCCUGAACAUCCGCGUUCCCGUGGCUCUCAAGCGUACCCUGACCUCCAUGCAAAUCGUCCAAUUGAUCUGGGGCAGCCUUUACGCUGGAACCCACCUGUUCCUCCAGUACGACAUGCCAGUCUCUACGUCUUACACGGUCACCUCUUUCAUCAAGUCGGCCAUCUCGAGUGCAAGCUCCAUCGCCUCCGUUGCGACGUCGACCAUCUCUGAGAUUAUCGAAACACCCACUCCGACCGGAGACAUGGUCGCUCUGGCCAAGAAGCUCCUGCUCCGUGCUGUAGGCGAAGAGGGCAUCGCAGAACGCGUCACGAACAAAUACGGCCAGGCACUCGCACCCGCCAUUCAAGCCAAGAUCGAAGAGAUCCAAGAACAGCUUGUCCCACACCACGAGACCAAAUGGAGCACCGACUUGACCAAGGUCGACUGUCUGGACACCACCGGCCAGGCCUUCGCCAUCUACCUGAACCUCCUGUACCUCACCCCGCUCACUUUCCUGUUCUUGAGAUUUUUUAUCAAGGCCUACACCAACCGCGGCAAAGCCGGCAAGCCCUCCGACGUCGCCAAGAAGGUGAUCGACGCGUCUCAAGAGGCCAGCCGCAAGACGAAGGAUACCAUCGAAGACACCGGCAAGCGCGCCGAGGAUGAAGCACGAGCCUUGACCGACGAGGAGAAACGGGCGCAGCUCCGAAAAGAUUUACAGGCGCUCAAGGACGGCACCUUGGAACUGAGCCAAAAGAUCGGGGGCAAUGCAAAGGAGAGUGCGAAGCAGGCUUCCCAGCAGGUCAGCGAAACUUCGCAGAAGGUAGCCGAGGAAGGCAAGAAGCUUGCCAAAGAAGCCGAGCAAAAGGUCGCCCCCGCCGUCGAGAAGGCUGCGGAGAAGGGCAAAGAACUGGCCAAGGAUGCGCAAGCAAAGGCCGAGCCUGCGCUCGAGAAGGCUGCGGAGAAGGGCAAGGAAUUGGCCAAGGACGCCCAAGGAAAGGCUGAGCCGGCAGUCGAGAAGGCGGUGGCACAGGGCAAGCAGCUCGCCGGCGAUGCGCAGCAAAAAGCUGGGGAGCUCGCCAAGGACGUGCAAGCCAAAGCAGGUGAAGCCCAGCAAAAAGCUGGCGAGGUCGCCAAGGACGCUCAAGCCAAGGCGGGCGAAAUCGUCGACGACGACAAGACAUAUGCUGAGGCAGCAGCGGAACCUGCUGCGGGCGCGAACAAGGAGAACCAAGCCCCUGCAUCUCAAAGCGAACCCGUUGCAAAGCAAGAGUCUGUUCUUACUGCCACCCAGCCAACCCGUCCAGGUGUCGUCGGCGAGGACAAGGGUGCUGUGCCUGCUGACGACGAGGACACGGAUGCUAUGGGCAAGUCGGGGGCCAUCAUCGACCCGGAGGCGGCGAAGGCCGAAUGAGCCGUUCGAAGGACUGGACCGGCGAUCAAGUUUGUCCAAGAGGAAGCGAAGACGUAGGGAAGGGAGCGCAUUGACUGAGGAUUCAUGGGGUGCGGUCCUCGAGUCCUCUGUCAUAAUCGGGCGUAGAUCAUGCUCUGGCAGGAGGCUCAAACACAUCGGAACGAACGCAGGACAGAAGAAGAAACAAACCGCUCUUCUUGAUGGCUUGCGACGCAAGGCGCGGUGUAACGGUAGUGAGCGGAAAUCAAUUUUGCUGAUAGCUAAUACUAAUCAAUCCGUGAUGAACAAAUCAAUGUUGAUUCCUUGCAACGGAUCCAUGCUGUGCCUCGUUCUUGCCGAAGAACG